Molecule: messenger RNA, 543 nt
Organism: Rhagoletis zephyria (snowberry fruit fly)
Lineage: Eukaryota; Metazoa; Arthropoda; Insecta; Diptera; Tephritidae
Product: cuticle protein 16.8-like
Source: RefSeq, a predicted model, not a curated record
GCAUCAUCGGUGCGCACAUUUGGCAUCAGUAGGAAUUCACUGUUUAACAAAUCACCAGCCCAAAACAAAAUAACUAAAAUGUUCAAAGCUAAUAUCAUCCUCGCCGCCAUCUGUGUGUUUGCCACCACCAGCGUCAAUGCUGGCCUCAUCGAAACUCACCACGUAGUCCACGAGCCUGUGUUGGCCAAGGUUGGUUCCGUGGUGCACAGCGCUCCUUCGGCCGUCUCCCAUCAGAGCAUCACCCAGGUGCACGGCAAAUCCGUUGUCGAGCCAGUGCUUGCUCAUGCCGUCAAGACCACCAUCCACUCUGCUCCUGUGGUGCAUUCCGUACACUCGGCUCCAGUGUUGCACUCCGUACACUCGGCUCCAGUGUUGCACUCCGUGCACUCGGCUCCUUUAGUGCACUCCGUACACUCUGCUCCUGUGGUGCACUCCGUACACUCAGCUCCUCUAGUGCACUCCGUACAUGCUGCUCCUGUGCUUCAUGCUGCUCCUUUGGCCUAUACUCUGCAUCAUCAUUAGAAAAACGUGUGGUAAAGAAAC